This is a messenger RNA of Oncorhynchus masou masou (cherry salmon), 2301 nucleotides long. RefSeq lists its product as uncharacterized. Lineage: Eukaryota; Metazoa; Chordata; Actinopteri; Salmoniformes; Salmonidae. The annotation marks the transcript as partial. The transcript is spliced from 2 exons. The record is from RefSeq and is a predicted model, not a curated record.
AUGCUUGCAGCCCACCUGGUGUUCAACCUUCCCAAGUCCUCCCAUAUCACUCCGCUCCUCCACACACUCCACUACAAGACCAUGCCACCCAGCCCCCUAGCCACCCAGCCCCCUAGCCACCCAGCCACCCGGCCACCCUGGCUGCUCCCAGGCACCCAGCCCCUGAGCCACCGAGUCCCCCAAGUCACCCGGCCACCCCGGCUGCUCCCAGCCCCCCCAACCAUCCAGCCACCCGGCCACCCCGGCUGCUCCCAGCCCCUCCAACCAUCCAGUCACCCGGCCACCCCGGCUGCUCCCAGCCACCCAGCCCCCCUAACCACUCACCCCCUUCUGCUCUGCAACCCCCAGCCAUCCAGCCCCCCAACCCACUCAGCCCCUUCCGCUCUGCAACCCCCAGCCAUCCAGCCCCCCAACCCACUCAGCCCCUUCCACUCUGCAACCCCCAGCCACCCAGCCCCCCAACCCACUCAGCCCCUUCCGCUCUGCAACCCCCAGCCCCCAGCCACCCAGCCACCCCACCCACUCAGCCCCUUCCGCCUGCAACCCCCAGCCACCCAGCCACCCCACCCACUCAGCCCCUUCCGCUCUGCAACCCCCAGCCACCCCACCCACUCAGCCCCUUCCACUCUGCAACCCCCAGCCACUCGGCCACCCCACCCACUCAGCCCCUUCCGCUCUGCAACCCCCAGCCACUCGGCCACCCCACCCACUCAGCCCCUUCCGCCCUGCAACCCCCAGCCACCCCACCCACUCAGCCCCUUCCGCUCUGCAACCCCCAGCCACUCGGCCCCCCCAACCCACUCAGCCCCUUCCACCUGCAAUCCCCAGCCACUGCCCCCCCCCACCCACUCAGCCCCUUCCACUUUGCAACCCCCAGCCACUCGCCACCCCACCCACUCAGCCCCUUCCACUCUGCAACCCCCAGCCACUGGCCACCCCACCCACCCAGCCCCUUCCACUCUGCAACCCCCAGCCACUCGGCCACCCCACCCACCCAGCCCCUUCCACUCUGCAACCCCCAGCCACUCGCCACCCCACCCACUCAGCCCCUUCCACUCUGCAACCCCCAGCCACCCCACCCACCAGCCCCUUCCACUCUGCAACCCCCAGCCACCCCACCCCACCCACUCAGCCCCUUCCACUCUGCAACCCCCAGCCACCCCACCCCACCCACUCAGCCCCUUCCUCUCUGCAACCCCCAGCCACUCGGCCACCCCACCCACUCAGCCCCUUCCGCUCUGCAACCCCCAGCCACUGGCCACCCCACCCACCCACUCAGCCCCUUCCGCUCUGCAACCCCCAGCCACCCCACCCACCCACUCAGCCCCUUCCACCUGCAAUCCCAGCCACUCGGCCACCCCACCCACUCAGCCCCUUCCACCUGCAACCCCAGCCACCCAGCCACCCCACCCACUCAGCCCCCUUCCACUCUGCAACCCCCAGCCACCCCACCCACUCAGCCCCUUCCACUCUGCAACCCCCAGCCACUGCCACCCCACCCACUCAGCCCCUUCCACUCUGCAACCCCAGCCACCCCACCCACUCAGCCCCUUCCACUCUGCAACCCCCAGCCACCCCACCCCACCACUCAGCCCCUUCCACUCUGCAACCCCCAGCCACCCCACCCCACCCAGCCCCUUCCACAUCUGCAACCCCCAGCCACUGCCACCCCACCCACUCAGCCCCUUCCGCUCUGCAACCCCCAGCCACUGGCCACCCCACUCACCAGCCCCUUCCACUCUGCAACCCCCAGCCACCCACCCCACCCACCAGCCCCUUCCGCCACCCAGCCCUCAGCCACCCAGCAACCCCCAGCCACCCAGCCCCACCCACCUCAGCCCCUUCCACACCCCACCCACUCAGCCCCUUCCACCUGCAACCCCCAGCCACAACCCACCCACCCACUCAGCCCCUUCCGCAACCCCCAGCCAACCCCCAGCCAGCCCCCAGCUCCCUAGCCACCAGCCACCCCACCCACCACAGCCCCUUCCACUCUGCAACCCCCAGCCACCCCACCCCACCCACCAGCCCCUUCCACUCUGCAACCCCAGCCACCCCCCCCCACCCACUCAGCCCCUUCCACUCUGCAACCCCCAGCCACCCCACCCACUCAGCCCCUUCCGCCCUGCAACCCCCAGCCACAACGCCACCCCGGCCACUCAGCCCCUUCCACCCUGCAACCCCCAGCCACCCCACCCACCCAGCCCCUUCCGCUCUGCAACCCCAAGCCACUCGGCCACCCCGGCCCGGAACCUAGUCAGGGAAGUGCACUGCAAGGCCCCGCCGCCAACAUUUAUGACG